Molecule: messenger RNA, 996 nt
Organism: Linnemannia hyalina
Lineage: Eukaryota; Fungi; Mortierellomycota; Mortierellomycetes; Mortierellales; Mortierellaceae
Source: the annotation of a GenBank genome assembly
AUGGCAUUCACAAGCAGUCUGACCCAACUCGCCUUCUGGAAGACAUUCAUCACUCCAAACCGCUACUCCCACGACCAAAUCCCAGACCUCACUGGAAGGGUCGCCAUCGUCACCGGCGCCAAUACAGGGCUCGGAUACGCUACCACCGUUGCUCUUGCAGCCCAUGGCGCACAUGUCUUCCUGGCUUGUCGCAGCCAGCAACGUGCUGAGGAUGCGAUUGAGCGGGCCAAGGCCGAGAUCAACGAGACGUAUCCCGAUGCACCCACCCCUCAACUUGAGUUCUUGGAAUUGGAUCUGAAUGAUAUGAAUAAGGCUCAUCAGGCUGCAAAGGCGUUUUUGGAGAAGGGUCUGCCUUUGCAUAUCCUUGUUAACAACUCCGGCAUCAUGAAUUGCCCCUUCGCCCUCAGCGCCGAUGGCAUCGAGACGCAGUUUGCUGUGAACCACUUGGGUCAUUUCGUCUUCACCAUGGGCCUCCUCAACAAGAUCAAGGAAUCCCAGCCCUCCAGAAUCGUCAACCUCUCCUCCAACGGCCACGAAUUGGCGCCUGCCCACUUGGGAGGAAUCGACUUUGACACCCUCAACGACUCCACAAAGACCAAUUCCACCACCCGCUACGGCCGUUCAAAACUCGCCAAUAUCCUGUUCACAAAAGCCCUUGCCCGUCGCCUCGCCAACGAACGUGUAUAUGUCAACGCUGCGCAUCCGGGGUUUGUCUCGACAGAAUUGAUUCGACAUACGGGGGAUGAGUUUGGGUCGGCGAUGGGGGUUGUGACGGAGAAGUUGACGAGGUUGAUGGCGAUGUCGCCAAAUGUUGGAGCUUUGACACAGUUGUAUGUUGCGACGAGUCCUGAGAUUGAGAAUAAUGACGUUCGUGGACGGUAUUUCAUCCCCAUUGCUAAUGAGAUCCAACCUAGUGCAUUGGCAAGGGACGAAGAGCUGCAAGAGAAGCUGUGGACAUUCAGCGAGAACCUCAUGAACGAGAAGGUCAAGGCCUGA